Molecule: messenger RNA, 1328 nt
Organism: Suillus bovinus
Lineage: Eukaryota; Fungi; Basidiomycota; Agaricomycetes; Boletales; Suillaceae
Exons: 3
Coding region: 21-1328 (435 amino acids)
Molecular function (GO): protein binding
Source: RefSeq, a predicted model, not a curated record
UUCUCGCCUUGGUCAACAAAAUGCAAACAGCACACUCGAAAUCCAAUGUAGCUGAGUCUGUUUUAGACCUCAUUGGUGCAGUACAAAACAUCCUCGCACGCUCGCAAGUGAUUAUUCCAGACCUUGAAACUCCAUACUCCAGAUUCCCUAAUACUGAUCGUUCUACCAUCGAUCUUGGGGGCCAGAGUGUUAUCAACAUAAUUGCCACGCGCCAGCAGCAAUUGGACUCAGUUCUGCACAAGAUCUCGAGCCUGGAGGCUGUGAUGAAUAGCGUCAAAAUGCUUCAUCGACAAGUUGUCGAAAAGAGGGAGAAGAUUACGCAGUCGAUGAAUCUGCACAAAGGACUCGUAUCGACUCUCUGGCGCUUGCCAGCAGAAAUCCUUAGCCAAAUAUUUAAGCACUGUCUCCCCGAAACCAAUUUGUUAUUGUCCCCAUCGACCCUAAAAGCCCCCUUGCUGUUAACAGGGAUAUGUCGACGAUGGAGAGAGGUUGCUGUGGGUAUGCCCGAGUUAUGGUGCAGGUUGUAUGUGGAAGUCGACGACAGACACUGGGAACAGGCGGCUUUCUGUUAUGAUUCAUGGCUCAAGCGUUCACGAGGACGUCCGCUCUCAUUAGCACUCGGGCGCCACCAGUCGACCAGACUACGAAGCUUUCUCCAGCCUUACACAAGUCAAAUCACAUCUCUCCGAAUCUUUGCCCAUUCCUUCCGGGGCGAAUGGCCUGAGAUUUCUGUAACGGACUUCUCAGCACUUCAGGAGCUGGCCAUACUAGGGAUGACAAAUGCUAACAGUCCAACUUUCGCACAAUCUGUCUUACGACUGCCGUCCACCAUGCGCAGUCUCAAGUUCGUUGACAUGAGGCCGUUUUUUGACAUCGACCACUUGUCUUCCCUCAGUCCUGUAUGGGCCCACUUGACAGAUGUCCAGAUCGCUGUAUGUCACGCGAACGCAGUGCUCCAUUUGCUUCGUCUAUGUCCCAACCUCUCCUCUUUAACCCUCCGCGUAGCAUUUGAACAAAAAGAUCCCUUGACAUCAUUCACGCACACCAAAUUACAAUAUUUACGCAUCCUUCAUGACGCUUUGCUCACACGCCAUUUGUCUGAGCUCUUCAAUGCCCUGUCGCUCCCCAAUUUGCGCGCACUUGAAGCUCGCCGCAAUGCAUCUUGGCCUCAUGAGGAUACGAAAGCAUUGUUGGUACGGUCAAACUGUCCCCUGGAGACCCUUACUAUUGGUGGUCGAGUGACGAUAACAGAUGCGCAGAGGGCAGAAUACAUUUCCCUUAUUCCUUCCCUGAAAGUAAUAGUGGAUCACAGUAGUACAUACUUCUGA